Messenger RNA from Parascedosporium putredinis, 3612 nucleotides. Lineage: Eukaryota; Fungi; Ascomycota; Sordariomycetes; Microascales; Microascaceae. The record is from the annotation of a GenBank genome assembly.
AUGGAGAACCCUCGAAGGCACCAACCUAAGAAGUCCCCCACCCUGCACGAACUGUUCGCCAAUCCACGGCAUUCGUAUCUCGUCAAACUUCCCACUGGUAUCCCCACAAACGACCUUUCACCUGCUAUCAAGAUGGUGGCGAGCGCAAGCCUAGAAGACCUCCCAACGGAGGUCCGCCUGGAUAUCUGUCACUAUCUUGACGUGGAAAGCGUCUUCAAACUCGCCCAGGUUAACCGGUCAUUCAAUAUGAUGUUCAAGUCCAACAGAGCCGGGAUCCUUCUUCCAAUUCUCCAGAGAGAUUUUAGCCCCUUGGAUGAGCUUCUGCAGGUCUUUACAGCCUCCGACGAAGACCUGGAAACCAGGGGACUCACGUACCAGCCUCGGCGCGUCAUUUUCCAGCGUUCCAAGACUCGGGCGAGAACCAUCCUCGCCCCAGGAGGGUUCCGGCAGCCUGAUAAAGGCGAGACUGCAUCGGGCGGCUUUACGCGUAUCGGCAAGAAAUCAGCGAAGCCAAACGUUGCGCAAACCCUGCCAAUGCAGACGGUCGUCGUGGACGAGGAGGACCUCGAUAGUCUUCUCCAGUACUGUCUUGUGGUCCGUCAGUGGGAAGAGCUCUUCCCCCAUUUGCGCUGGAUCAAGGAUCCGGCAUCUUGCCGUUUCUUGGAUGAUCAUGAGCGGCACGCGUUCCGACGGGCUCUCUACCGCUGGUGGCUCUACGCCUUCUACUUCCAUGGAGAACUACCUAGACCACGCGACGCUCAACCAACCGCAUUUGUCGAUGACAUCCGAAUGUGCCAGAUGAGGAUGUGUUCGACUGCUGAACUUCUCGAGCUUCUCGACCUGCUUGCAGCCGUGUUCCACUUGGUUCAGCAUUACAUCUGCCCCACCCUCGAACAGAAUCUCGCUGACGAGGAUGACUAUAGCAGCAGCCAGGCGACGGAUGCCGAGGUGUGCUGGAAUGAUCAGAGCCGGCUCGGGCGGAUCAUUCGAACGUACACCAAGCUAGACCCCAAAGAGCUGGUUCACUACUUCGAGUCCAUCUACAGCUAUCCCAAGAAGCGCCUCAUUUCGGACAUUCGUUUGAACCAUCCGUGCUUCACCAACGACCAAGAGUCUAUGCAAGCCGCCAUCCGCUCUGUCCUAGAAGAGAGGAGCUGGCUGGAGCAGCUGCCGAUCCCUACUGAUGCGGCUGGCGGCAUCAUUCGCUUUGACGACGAGCGAGACGAAGAAAUGGAUCGCCUCGGGCAUGACUGUAGCGUAGAUGGGUCUCUUCCAGAGCCUGCCUCAAACCUCGAGAAAUUGACUCCCGUCGAGGAAUCCAAGGCCUUGCCCGGGUGUUGUGAGCCAUACCUCUCCAUCUUCACCUUCACUUAUUCUCACCAAACGCAGCUUGCCACUGCAAUCACCUCACACCCUCUUCAGGAAUCCACCUGUUCCAAUAAAAAAUUUGGCCUCUACUCAGAUUUGGUGCAGCACCAUCUAUUGGUUCUCAUCCCUUUUCCCUUGUCAUUGAGCCAGUGCGCCAGGUACCCCGUGUGUUACUGUUGUCACCACUGCAGCACAGAUCCGAGCCUUCUCGUUUUUGCACCGUCGCCCGAUAUCAUGAGCGACGGCGCCAAUCCGGAAACCGUCACUUCGGGUCGGUCGCGGGCCCCCAGCGAUGACAUCUCCGCCAAUGGGUUCCAGGCCGACCAUGUCAUGAACGAAGAUGAAGAGGAGGAGGGAGACGAGUCCUCCAGCGACUCGGGGGUGGCGAAUGAGGAACUUCUUUACCUCCCACGCAAUGGCGCACUAGGAAACCGAAAGGGCCUCCAGCCGACAGGUGUGUGUUACGACGACCGGAUGAAGCUGCACAUGAAUGUCGACUGGAGCCCGCAUGACCAUCACCCGGAAGAUCCUCGUCGCAUUGAGGAAAUCUUCAACGCUUUCAAGGAGCACGGCUUAGUCUACAUGGGGCCCCAUAAGGAUCUCGCCAAGAUCCUGCGAGACAUGCCUAACAAGUAUAUGUACCGCAUCGCGGCUCGAGAUGCCACCCGGGACGAGAUUUGCACUGCGCACGAUCCCCGGCACUACGACUGGGUCGAGUCCUUGGCAAGUAUGAGCUACCAAGAACUCCGCAUACUCACAAAGAUGAAGGACCAAGGCCGUGACUCGCUUUACGUCGGAAGCAUGUCUUUCUCGGCCGCCCUCCUUUCUGCGGGUGGCGCUAUCGAGACGUGUAGACACGUGGUCGAAGGCACGCUAAAGAAUGCCUUCGCCGUCAUCCGCCCACCCGGUCAUCACGCCGAGCACGAUCAUGCCAUGGGCUUCUGCUUCUUCAACAACGUCCCUGUCGCUGUCAGGGUCUGCCAAAAGGAGUACCCCGAAAAGUGUCGCAAGGUACUCAUCCUAGAUUGGGAUGUGCACCACGGCAAUGGGGUCCAAAACAUCUUUUAUGACGAUCCCAACGUUUUGUACAUCUCCAUCCACGUGUAUCAGAAUGGCCAGUUUUACCCUGGAGAACCUGAAAACCCUAACACACCUGACGGAGGCAUGGAACAUUGCGGCUCGGGCCUUGGACUAGGCAAAAACAUCAAUAUCGGCUGGCAUGAUCAAGGAAUGGGCGAUGGCGAAUACAUGGCCGCGUUCCAAAAGCUUGUCAUGCCAAUUGCCAAUGAGUUCGACCCCGACCUAGUAGUCAUCUCCGCCGGCUUCGAUGCCGCCAAGGGCGACGAGCUAGGCGGGUGCUUCGUCACCCCAGCAUGCUACGCCCACAUGACCCACAUGCUCAUGUCUCUGGCUGAUGGCAAGUCCGCCGUCGCCGUCGCACGCACUCUCAUGGGUGAGCCGCCUCCGCGCAUGGAGAUACCCAAGAUCAACAAGGAUGCUGCGCGGGUGCUAGCCAAGGCUCAGGCAUACCAGGCUCCUUACUGGGAGUGUCUUGGUCACCCCGGCCUCCACAACGCACGGCGACUACUUCUCAUAAUUCACGACCCGCCCCAGUUGGUCGCGCAGCUAGACGUCGAUAACUCAUUUGAUCCCCACAACGCAUUCGUGGUUGAUGAAGUCGGGCAAUUCAUAGACUGGGCUGUUGAGCACAAGUUCGGUGUGAUGGACGUCAACAUCCCAGCAGGACCUGAGGAGAGCGAUAUCGUUCCUUUCAUUCCCAGUCUGGCUGAAAAGGCCCUGGAGGCGAGAAUCCAAGAGCUGGUGUGCUACCUUUGGGACAAUUACCUCCAAUUAUACCCCGACACGGAGGUUUUCCUCAUGGGCGUUGGCUACGCCCACAUUGGCGUUCGGUCACUCCUGACCUGUCGAGACUCUAUGGGCCGCAUCUCUGGCAUCGUCAAUUUUGUCAACGGCAAUCUUAGGGCAGUCAAGUCAGACGUGUACCAUGACCUAUCUUCAUGGUACAGAGACCACUCACUGGUGUAUGUGGACAACGACCACGCCUGCUGGAUUGACCCCGACCUCCGCCGGCGGGUCACAAAGCGGCGCUUCGGCAACGUGAUCCACAGUAGCGCCUCAGGCUUGAGCAAAAUGAUGAACGCGCACGCAAGCGAGGUCAAGGAGUGGAUCAUGGAGCGCGUGGGUGAGGAUAGUAAUGCGACGGAAGAUGAGAAGAUGGAAUGA